AAUCAUAUUCAUUUAUAGUAAUAUAUAUAUAUAUAGCCCAAAGUGCCAAAUUAAUUUAAAUCCAUAGUCUAAAUAGAAACUAUAUAACAAAAUGUUGGGGAGUGAAAAUAUGAAGCUUCCACCUGGGUUUUACUUUUCUCCAACGGAUGAAGAACUUGUUCUUCAUUUUCUAUAUUCUAAGGCUUCUAAUUUACCAUAUCAUCCUAACAUCAUACCUCAUCUUCAUUUGUCUCAUAUUGAUCCUUGGGAACUAUACGGUAAAGCGUUAUCAAGUGGAAAUGAACACUACUUGUUCACGGAAGUAAAGGAAAGUAGAUCAAAUGAAAAUGGAUACUGGAAAGAAAUAGGGGCUACAAAAGCUAUAGUUUCAGCUGCUAAUAAUAUAUUGGGGAUGAAGAAGUAUCUUGUGUUCACUCUUAGGGAAGGAACACAAACCAAUUGGAUAAUGGAAGAGUAUCAUAUUUCUUCAUCCACAUCUCCAAUUAAUCUUGAAGAGAGUUGGAGCAAAUGGGUUUUAUGCAAAGUGUAUGAAAAGAAGAUGUCACAAAUGUCCCAACAAGUUUGUUAUAGCGAUGAGGAUGUUGACAGUGGAACAGAGGUGUCAUGGUUAGAUGAAGUUUUCAUGUCCUUAGAUGAUGAUCUUGAUGAGACAAGCCAACCUAAUUAAUUUAUUAGCUUCAAUAUUGUAUAUUAUAUCACUUUAAUAUUAAUUAGGAUCUUUGUACUUGAAGUUUUAAUUUCUGAGUUAUAAUUAUUUUGAGAACCAUAUAAUUGGAGAGUCUCUAGUACAUGCAAG
Molecule: messenger RNA, 796 nt
Organism: Cicer arietinum (chickpea)
Lineage: Eukaryota; Viridiplantae; Streptophyta; Magnoliopsida; Fabales; Fabaceae
Gene: NAC2
Product: NAC transcription factor protein 2
Biological process (GO): system development; regulation of DNA-templated transcription
Molecular function (GO): DNA binding
Source: RefSeq, marked provisional